AUGGAUGGUAUCGGUCGGCGUUGUGUCGGCGAUCAGUCGGUCACAGCGGCGGAAACUUCUGGCUACGACUCUAGUUCCUUGAAUGUGCCAAUGGAUCGUCGUUCAUGUACUGGACGCGUCGCUAGGCUUGGAUCACCUCGUGAUUGGUGGCGGCGGACUCGUGGCUGUCAGCGUUUGGAUUGCCUAUCGGCUGGUCCUCGGCGAGCGGCAAUGCGGCGGGCUUGGGUAACGAAUUAUGGUCGGUUCACGUCUGGCUGCUAG
Messenger RNA from Macrosiphum euphorbiae (potato aphid), 261 nucleotides. NCBI's taxonomy places the organism in Eukaryota, Metazoa, Arthropoda, Insecta, Hemiptera, Aphididae. The record is from the annotation of a GenBank genome assembly.